AUGACGCAGAACUAUGGGUACGGCGCGCAGAACCCGUACGACCAGCGGGACCCUGCUCCUCAAUACAGCAGCUACGAUGGAGGCUACAGCGGUGGUGACAACAACUAUAGCCAGCAGGGGCAACAAGGCUACGGGCAGCCUCAGCAGCAGCAGCCAUCCUAUGGUCGCCAGGGCUACGGCGGCCAGGGCCAACCCUCGCUAGACGGCGGAUACGCCGGUUCCGGCGUUGAAUUGCAGCCUCUUGCCCAGAAUGGCGCCUCGGUCGGCCGCAGCGGCGACCCCAAUGCCGUCCUGAACGAGUGCCGCGACAUUGAUCGCGGCAUUGACACGGUGGAACGCAACCUCGAGCAGCUUCGCAUGCUGCAGCAGCGCACCCUCGACGAUGCCGACGCCUCUGGCUCCAGCGCCGCCAACCGCCAGCUCGACGGACUCUCCACGGAGACCAUGGCCCUCUACCGCUCCCUGACCGAGCGCGUCCGCCAGGUCAAGUCGAUCCCCGAGGCGAACAGCCCCAAGAACAAGGCCCAGGUCGGGCGUGUCGACCGCCGCCUCAAGGACGCCAUCCGGUCGUACCAGUCUGUCGAGUCGAGCUUCCGCAAGCGUACGCAGGAGCAGAUGGCCCGCCAGUACCGCAUCGUACGACCAGAGGCCUCGGAGCAGGAGGUGCGCGCCGCCGUCGAGGACACCAGCUCCAACGGCCAGGUCUUCCAGCAGGCGCUGAUGCACAGUGACCGUCAGGGACGGGCCCGCGCUGCCCUGAGCGCUGUCCAGGACCGCCACGACGCGCUCGUCAAGAUCGAGCAGCAGAUUGUGGAGCUGGCGCAGCUCUUCCAGGACAUGGACACGCUGGUCGUGCAGCAGGAGGAGGCGGUCCAGAACAUUGAGCAGAAGGGCGAGGAAGUCGUCGACAACCUGGAUAAGGGCAACGAGGAGAUGCGCGUGGCGGUGAACACUUCGCGUGCUACGCGCAAAAAGAAGUGGAUCUGCCUGGGUAUCAGUGUGGCCAUUGUGGUGAUUGUCGUGGUGAUUGUGGUCAUCUACUUUCUCGUCAUCAAGGGCGACGGCAACGGCGGCGGCGGUAACGGGGGUGCCGGCGGCAGCAGCAAGCGCGAUACUGCCAACAUUGAGCUUCUCCCCUUUAUCAGCCCGGUCAUCAACUCGCGCGUGGUGCGCAGCCAAGAUGCCGUGGGCGAGAUGUCGAGGUUGCUACGCGAACGGGUCCGUCUGCCACAACAGCUGCAAUGA
Molecule: messenger RNA, 1245 nt
Organism: Emericellopsis atlantica
Lineage: Eukaryota; Fungi; Ascomycota; Sordariomycetes; Hypocreales; Bionectriaceae
Product: syntaxin
Exons: 4
Coding region: 1-1245 (414 amino acids)
Biological process (GO): intracellular protein transport; vesicle fusion; exocytosis
Cellular component (GO): endomembrane system; plasma membrane; SNARE complex
Molecular function (GO): SNARE binding; SNAP receptor activity
Source: RefSeq, a predicted model, not a curated record